CCCAAACCCUAGAUCUAUCGUCUCUUAUAUAUUAUACAUUCUUCCUCUCAACCCAAUCCUAAAAUAAAGUAUUUUUCUCUCCCCCACCCAAAUACAAACUCUGCUGCAACGUCAAUUACCUCUUCCCUUCUCCUCAUAUUGAAUACAUCAUACAUACCCAUUCGAUUUGGAGAGAUUAUAUAAAAUUUGUGAUGGCGGCCCAGCGUAAGAACCCGCAGAUUGAGAAUGUUGUGAUGAUGCUUCCCUCGAGCAUUCGCUGCACCUGUUGUAGCACUGUCAUGGCCAAAGGCACCGAGUUCAAUUCCCGCAAAGAAGAAACCAUCGGCGAGGAGGUUUGGAAGGAUCACACAUUCAGAUUUUGUUUCAAUUGUACCCAGUGCUCAGCCGAGAUCGUCAUAAGGACAGACCCACAAUGUUCACACCUUGCUGUUGAGGCCGGUGCUUUGAAAUUUUAUAGUCGUGAUUUUAUCCCUUGGCUUCCCCCUAGGGUUGAGGAGAAAGAGAAGUUGGUUCCUUGCACGGGCCCAAACUGGCAAGAGAAAAGAGAGGAGUUCUUAGUUAACAGGUUACAACAAAUUAUAGAUAAGCAUAAUCAGAAAAGGAAGAUUGAAGAAGUGGGAGACGCCAUGAAAUCUUUGGAUUUCAAAAGAUAGAUGGACAACCCUGCUGCUGUGGAUGUGAUUAAGUGUGUGAAGUAGUAGCGAUGCCCUUUAUUUUCAGUUGGGACUAAUUUGUGCUGGAAAGAGUUGAGUUGUACAGGUCUUCCGAGGUGAAAUCUCAAUAUGGGAAUUAUUGAUGGAUUGCCUGUGUCUCCAGACAAGGAGUUGUACAGCUCUUCUGUACUUGUUAAUGACUAUUUUUGUGGUUGUGUGCACCGGAUAUGGAGCUCAUAUUCCCAUUUUUCGCGUUUGUAUUACC
Molecule: messenger RNA, 918 nt
Organism: Prunus avium (sweet cherry)
Lineage: Eukaryota; Viridiplantae; Streptophyta; Magnoliopsida; Rosales; Rosaceae
Biological process (GO): mRNA splicing, via spliceosome
Source: RefSeq, a predicted model, not a curated record